GGCCCGAGCCGAGCGGCCCGUACAAAGCAGCGGCCGCUUCCCGUUCGCCAGCCCGGCCGGGGGCGGCUCCCAGCGGCGCUGUCGCUGCUGUCCGGCGGCGAGAGGAGUUGAAGACAGAUGGUGGAGUCUGCCUGGGGAAGAUGUCAUCUUUAACAAUGAAAGCCUGUUGUCUGGACAAAAGAGGAAGUUUCUUUAAGCUCAUUGACACAAUUGCCUCAGAAAUCGGAGAACUGAAACAGGAGAUGGUACAGACAGAUCUCACAGUGGAAGAUGAAUCAGCUGAUUUGCAAAGUCUAAUAAAGAAUAUGGAUAAUGUCUCUGAGAAAAAUGAUGUAAAAACCUGCCCCCGGGACUCUGGAUAUGACAGCCUAUCCAACAAGCUAAGCAUAUUGGACAAGCUCCUCCAUACUCAUCCUGUGUGGCUGCAGCUUGGCCUGAAUGAUGCUGAAGCCAUGGAAAUUCUGCAGGCCCAACCUCCUGGGAUAUUUCUGGUUAGGAAAUCUGCAAGAUUACAGAAGAAAGUCAUCUCUCUGCGUCUGUCCAGUGACUGUGGGCCUUACCUAAAAGAAUUUGCAAUAAAAGAAAGCACAUACACGUUUUCCUUGGAGGGGUCUGGAAUAAGUUUUGCUGAUUUAUUCAGGCUGAUUGCUUUCUACUGUAUUAGCAGGGAUGUCCUUCCAUUCACCCUGAAGUUGCCUCAUGCUAUUGCUGCAGCAAAGACAGAAGCGGAACUUGAAGAGAUUGCUCAGCUUGGACUGAACUUUUGGAGCUCCCUGGCUAACAGCAACCCCCUGGAUCCUACACCUCCCCGCAGGCCUGUGCCUUUGGACAGUGCUUGUAAAGACUCGCGUCAGCUCUGCCUUAUAAAUGGAGUGCAUUCUAUACGAACCCGAACGCCUUCAGAGCUGGAGUGCAGCCAGACCAACGGAGCACUGUGUUUCAUUAAUCCCCUCUUCUUAAAAGUGCACAGCCAGGAUGUCAGUGGAAGUCUGAAGAGGCAGAGCCCAAGAAUUCAAGACGUGAAUGGCACAGUGAGGCCUCGCUCUCCCCCACCCCGGCCGCCACCUCCUUCUAUUAAUAGCAUUCUCACGAGUCCGCAGCUUUCCAGGACUAUAAAGCAGGCAAGCAUGCCAGAAACGGCCAACCAUAAGAAAGAGAGAGGCUUGGAUUUACUGCAGAGUAAACCAACCCCUAUUCCGCCACCUCGGCUGAAGAAGCAGGCUGUCUGCUCAGAGGUAGGCAGCUCAAAGUCUGCAGCAGUGAUUCAGCCUGGCUGUGGCUCAGUGCCUGUGCCUGAAGCUUCUGGCAUCUCAGGUGAAAACCUGCCUGAGCUGGCUCCAGCAGCUGCCCCGAAGACGGUAGCUACCAGCUCUGAGUCACACAUCCCAUGGAGUGGAGGCAGGCAGAGGCUGAGCGACAUGAGCAUUUCCACCUCCUCGUCUGACUCGCUGGACUUCGAUCGGAGCAUGCCGCUGUUUGGUUAUGAUGGGGACACAAAUAGCAGCCUGGAGGAUUUUGAGGGGGAAAGUGACCAAGAGAGCAUGGCACCCCCUCUGAAGCCCAAGAAAAAAAGAAACAGUUCAUUUGUUCUCCCCAAGAUUGUGAAAUCUCAGCUACGCAAAGUCAGUGGAGUUUUCAGUUCCUUCAUGACCCCUGAAAAGAGGAUGAUUAAGAAAAUUGCAGAGAUGUCCCAGGACAAACGCACUUAUUUUGGAUGCCUGGUGCAGGACUAUGUCAGCUUUCUGCAGGAAAACAAGGAGUGCCAUGUUUCAAGCACCGAUAUGCUGCAAACAAUUCGGCAGUUCAUGACCCAGGUCAAGAACUAUUUGUCCCAAAGUUCCGAACUUGAUCCCCCAAUCGAAUCGCUGAUUCCAGAGGACCAAAUAGAUGUUGUCCUGGAGAAGGCCAUGCAUAAGUGCAUUCUGAAGCCAUUGAAGGGCCAUAUUGAAGCAAUGUUGAAAGAGUUUCAUACAGCGGAUGGUUCUUGGAAGCAGCUAAAGGAAAACCUGCAGUUGGUGCGGCAGAGGAAUCCUCAGGAACUGGGUGUGUUUGUUCCAACGCCAGACUUUGUGGACAUUGAAAAGAUUAAAGUCAAGUUCAUGACCAUGCAGAAAAUGUAUUCACCUGAAAAAAAAGUCAUGCUGCUGCUGCGAGUUUGCAAAUUGAUUUACACUGUUAUGGAGAAUAACUCAGGGAGGCUGUAUGGAGCUGAUGAUUUCUUGCCUGUGUUGACGUAUGUACUAGCCCAAUGUGAUAUGCUGGAACUAGAUACUGAAAUUGAAUACAUGAUGGAAUUGCUGGAUCCAUCUCUGCUGCAUGGAGAAGGAGGCUAUUAUUUGACAAGUGCUUAUGGAGCACUUUCACUGAUCAAGAACUUCCAGGAAGAGCAAGCUGCCCAACUGCUAAGUUCAGAAGCCAGAGAUACUCUUCGGCAAUGGCACAAGAGGAGGACAACUAACAGGACGAUACCUUCAGUUGAUGAUUUUCAGAAUAGGGCAGUAACUUCAACUGAAGAAUAACAAAACAGUUGGGAUUGCUUCAUCUCUUAAAACCAGGCCUGCAUGUCUUUCAUUAGUAUGAUGUUGACUGUCUGUUCAGAUGCACCAGCUUGUGGACUGAAGCAAGGAGGAUGUUGGAAUCAAGAAGAAAGGAUAUACACUUUUGUGUUCAAUUGUUUACAAUUCAUACCACAGGGCAAAGUUGACAGAGGCUAAUGACAACCAUCAAUUAGAUAUGAUGUAGUUAAAAGCUUGAAAAAUGAGGGUGUGCGGUCAUCAGCAGAUUAUGAAGCUUUUCAGUUGAUGCUCAUUCUGAUUUAUCAGUGUCCAUACAAGGAACUACAGCACAACACUGAACAGGAACGAGCUGGGAGAAGAAGCAGUUUCAGCAGUUUGCCUCUCUUAGGAAGAGGAGAACUGAUUAUCAGAAAUUCCAGACUAUGGCCAGUGCACAAAGCUAGUCUGUCUUACUGUGAUCCAUUUUAUAUUGUGCUUCCUGGUAGCUAGGUGUCAGAUUCAAGUAGCUUGAGUCUUUGCUCUUUGUAGCAAAACACUACACUUCUUCUGGCAAAACUCAUCACCUUGUAUUUCUGCUGGAUAACUAAAUGUCGGAAGAUUCUUUCAGCAGGAUCUUGUAUUCCAUUUCACCUUCUCUUCCUCAGCAAAUGAACUUCUGCCAAACUAACUCUGAACAGCUGGAUAUGGGAAGAUGCAGGGGGGCAUGGGAAGAGCUGGCACCAAGUAUGUCCAGUGCUUCUCCUUAUGUCUCUUUAAAAGAGAGCCUUCAAUCAGUAAGAUCACACCACUUCCAGGAUAUGCUUGGCACAAAUUCAAACAUUUUGCUUACUGCUCAGAGUGACAGUUUUCCACCUGCUUUCUCCACAUACGGCAGUCCUGAAAUGAAGCACCUUCCCUACAACCAGCACGUGACACAACUUCAGUUCAACUUGUCUUUCCUACUUUGCACCAGGAUGUGAUCACUACAUUUCUGUGAUGCAGUCUCACAGCCUUACCAGGUUUGGAGCCCUGGAAGGCCUUCAUCCUCCCUCCCUCAAAAGGAUGGAAAAGCAAAAAACCCCAUAUUUUGAUGAUAAUUAAAUACAACUUCCUGAUACUGCAGAAAUUUGAUACUUGGAAUAUGAGUUACAGGCAUUUUUGCAAACUUCAUCCACUCUUCGAUGCAGUCUUGUCCAUCUAAAAGCACAUGCAUUUAAAACCAGCUCUUCAGUGUGUUAGCUACAUUAGAAAUUAAAAUUGUAGUGUGUCUUGUCUUGUCUAGGCUUGAUGUUUUUAAUAAUUUCUUCACACAGAGUAACAAAAAUGGAUUACUUCUGUUCAGUCAGGCUCAGUCCCACCGGUUUAAAUGCUUCAGUGUUUGCCCCCAAGCUAUCAAAAAACCCCACAGAAACCAACUUUAUUAAAGAGUAAUCUUUGGAAUUUAAGUCAUAUGAACAUUCUUCUCAAUCUUAGCUUUUAACAGCUUGUUUUUAUGAAAUGUGAAUUUUUACCAUUGUGAUUUAGCAUGUUUAAUUUAUUCAGCACACAAACAUAGGUACCAGCUCAGUCAGUAGGCAGCUCUUUCUGUCUUUUUUUCCCCACCUUCUUUCAUUUUACUGCUUUUUAAUCUUCCUUUGCAGUUAAUCUCUUUUAAAGAAAAGCACAUGACAGAAAGAUGCCUUGUUCAUGUGUCCAAAAGGUGUUUGGGUUUUUUUUGGUUUUUUGGUUUGUUUUUCCAGUUGUUGCUUUUGAUUUUACUUUUGAAAUGCUCUUUUAAAAGUACAACUGCAUUUCCUUGUAGGGCAUAUUUAGAAUUUGUCCAUGUUAUCAGCUGGGGUCAUGUGGGUCAAUUCCAACAAAGAAAAAAGAUCCAGCUUCUGCCUCAAGAUCAGAUGCAUUUAUCCUAAUGUUGAAGAGUUAAUUUUCUUUCUGUAUGUCUCUGUGCCUUACUUCUAAAAAAGAAAAUGCUGUGACAUGAAACUUGGUUACAUGAAGUUUACACAGCAAAUUGCCACUUGUUAACAUGAUGAAAAUGUCCCACAUGAGGAUGGAUUACAUUUUGCAAGCUGCAGCAUAAGAGCACAGUUUAUCAUGCAGUAGCUUGUGGAUCAAAACCCUUGUGUGCUGCUGACAGAGGUUUUUGUUUUUUUUCUUCUUCUUCCUUCUCACUUACUGUGUGAAUCUUCUGUUCCGAAGCAUUAACCAGCAGCAGCAGCCUUAUCUCUUGGGUGUGCUGCCUCAGACAUUUAUUUUGAUUGACAGUGGUUUGUUUCCUCGUAAGGCCAAACAUCAAGUCACACUAAAAGCAUGGGUCUGUUCCAUGUGGCUUUAAGAUUGUGUCUGUUCAUUCUUCAUUGUAGAGUUAGAAGGUAAGCCAAGGAAAGGAGAGUGUCAGCUUAGGAAUUUCUCUUAUGCCCAAUACAGACUUGCCACAGUUUUACCCCCACCCUCACAAUUCAUGGGGUGGCUGUAAUGUGCAGGAAUCACUGAUGUGUGUUUCCCACCUAGAACAUGGAGAAAUUUGCUGUUUGUUGCUGACUCCUCAGCUUUCAGAAGAUGAGUUUUGGUUUUUUGAAUUUGAUAUCUGUUUUCUCAUUCUACAGAACUACCUUCGUGUUGCAUUCCAGGAAGUUAACAGUGGCUGUACAGGAAAGACCUUGCUAGUAAGACCAUACAUCACUACUGAAGAUGUAUGUCAGCUUUGUGCUGAAAAGUUUAAAGUGGA
Messenger RNA from Melopsittacus undulatus (budgerigar), 5220 nucleotides. It is a transcript of the gene RIN2, whose product is annotated as Ras and Rab interactor 2. Gene Ontology annotation, molecular function: small GTPase binding; guanyl-nucleotide exchange factor activity. Gene Ontology annotation, biological process: signal transduction; vesicle-mediated transport. The coding region runs from base 141 to 2519 and encodes 792 amino acids. Lineage: Eukaryota; Metazoa; Chordata; Aves; Psittaciformes; Psittaculidae. The transcript has 12 exons. Gene Ontology annotation, cellular component: cytosol; endocytic vesicle. The record is from RefSeq and is a predicted model, not a curated record.